AUGUCUGAAAAGAACGAACAUAUCCAAUCGGACGAGUCUACUGAUUCCGAAAAGGAUCUUAUUAUAGUUAAUAAUGAUGCUACAAAGGUAAUAUCAUCAGGGUCAACUUCUCAGGAGAAUGGAUUGUCAGAUAUUGAUUCGGACAAUGCCUCUUAUCAACUUUUCUCUUCUAGAGAUGCAGAUGUCACAUUUGCCUUUAUGGAAAAAUAUGAUAAGGAAGUACCUUUAAUUACACCGAAACAAGAGAAACAUUUAAGAAAGAAAGUUGCUUGGAUCGUUGUGACCUUGACAGGUACAAUUGAUUUUUUACUUUAUUCGGAUAAAGCUACUUUAUCGUAUGCAUCAAUUUUUGAACUUUGGAAAGAUACCCAUUUGACACAAAAUAGAUAUAAUGAUGCAAACACCUUGUUUUAUGUCGGUUAUAUCAUAGGUCUUCUCAAUUUGUUCUGGGUUCAAAAGUUCCCUAUAAGGAGAGUCAUGGCAUUCAUGUGUACUACCUGGACCAUCAUUAUCUUCUUACACUGUACUGCUUAUAAUUACCAAGGGAUAUAUGCGCUAAGGUUUUUCCUUGGGUUUGUCGAAGCAAUUGCAGUACCAACAUUAAAUAUUACCAUGAAUCAAUUCUUGACACCAAAUGAAAAGAACGCAUACGCCCCAUUGUUUUAUAGUAGUUGUAUCGGUUGUGGGGUUUUUGUCUCUUUGAUUGCUUAUGGGAUAUUACAUGCUCAUUCUACUGUACAUACCUGGAAAUUAUUUAUGAUAAUCAUUGGAGGGAUGACAUUACUGACAACUUUGGUGGUAUAUUAUAUUUAUCCAAGUAAUCCAACUGAUGCAAAAUUUUUAAAUCAUAAGGAAAGAGUUUGGGUCAUAAGAAGAAUACAAAAAGCAUCAAAUUCUUCAAUUGAACAAAAGAGAAUUAAGAAAUAUCAAGUAAUCGAGACUCUAAAGGAUCCUAUAUCAUGGUUGUUUUGUGCUUUCUUCUUAUUACAACAACUGGCAAACAAUCUAACUUACAUGCAAAACAUUUUGUUUGAGAAUAUUGGUCAAAUUUCCAACUUAGACACCACUAUUGUUUCAAUUGCCUCAGGUGGGUUUGCCUCUGUGUGUGCUUUAAUUGCCACUGUCUUUCUUCUCUACCACAAAAACUUCACUGCUUUUUCUGUUGUAUUCUGGAGUCUCCCAUCAUUUGCUGCUUGUAUUGCAAUGGUAUCAAUCCCUUGGGGUAAUAAUAUUGCCUUGCUAGCUAUGUUAUGUUUGGCCUCACCUAUAUUCGGUAUCCCAUGGAUUUUAAUGUUUAGUUGGUCUAUUACAAGUUGUGCUGGGUAUACAAAGAGAAUCACGAGAAAUGGGAUGGUUAUGUUUUGGUACUGCAUUGCAAACAUCAUUUCUCCUCAAUUAUGGCAAGGUCGUGAUGCCCCUCGAUUUGUUCCUGCUUGGAUUGUUCAAAUAGUUUUAUCUUUCUUCUUAGCACCUUCGUUGGCAUUGGUUAUUUGGUACAUUUUAAGACGUAGAAACAUUGAAAGAUUACGUAAACUAGAGAAAAAUGGAAAAAAUGCUAAAGGUUAUAUCGAAGUUGAUGGUGAGAACAUCGCUGUUGAUGGGGCUCAAUUGGAUUUGACCGAUCUUGAAAAUGAUCAAUUUAUAUACCCAUUAUAG
Maudiozyma barnettii is the source of this 1656-nucleotide messenger RNA. RefSeq names its product Yct1p (gene YCT1). The record is from RefSeq and is a predicted model, not a curated record. Gene Ontology annotation, cellular component: membrane. Gene Ontology annotation, biological process: L-cysteine transport; transmembrane transport. Lineage: Eukaryota; Fungi; Ascomycota; Saccharomycetes; Saccharomycetales; Saccharomycetaceae. The transcript has a single exon. The coding region runs from base 1 to 1656 and encodes 551 amino acids. Gene Ontology annotation, molecular function: L-cysteine transmembrane transporter activity.